ACAGGACAGUUCAAAGCUGCCACAUAUCUUAUCUGUUACUUUCCUUCUCUUGUGUACAAGACACAGUGCUUCUUCUCAAUCCAACCUUUCUUCCUGCUUUCUACUGAGAUUAUACACAAACAUGCAUUCCUUAACAUGCUUACCACUUUCUUCUCCUUCUUCAAUCACAACUCUAAAACCAAACCACAACAAUAACUCUUUAUUGAAUGCAACUUCAAGGCCAUGCCUAUUACCUUUAAAAAGAAAAAACAGUUUUACUCCUAGAGCAUUACUAUCAUCAACUAAAGAAUCUGUUCUUAAAGAUUUUCGCGAAAGAACGGCUCUCAAGAUUAUAACAGGUUUGCAGAAUUUUGAUAAAGAUAAUGUUGCAUCUGUUGUCACUGCUGCAGAAAAGGGAGGAGCAACUCACGUCGAUAUAGCAUGUGAUCCUGAGUUGGUGAAGCUAGCUAUCAGCCUAACUUCUUGUCCGGUUUGUGUUUCUUCUGUAGAUCCUGCAACAUUUCCAGCUGCAGUUGAAGCAGGAGCACUAAUGGUUGAGAUUGGAAAUUAUGAUUCAUUCUAUGAGAAGGGAGUAAUUUUUACUCCGGAGCAGAUUCUGAGUUUAACAAAAGAGACUAGAAGGAUACUUCCUUCUGUAGUUUUGUCUGUCACUGUUCCUCACACACUAAGCCUCCCUGAUCAGGUCAAGCUUGCAGAGUCACUGGAACUAGAAGGUGUAGAUAUUAUUCAAACUGAGGGAGGAAAAUGUUCCAAUCCUACAAAGUCUGGUGUUCUAGGUUUGAUUGAGAAGGCGACACCAACUUUAGCAGCAGCUUAUUCUAUAUCACGAGCUGUUAAGAUACCUGUCAUGUGUUCGUCCGGGCUAAGUUCUGUUACAGCACCUAUGGCUAUCACUGCUGGAGCUUCUGGUGUGGGUGUGGGUUCUGCAGUUAACAAACUAAAUGACGUGGUUGCCAUGAUUGCUGAAGUUAGAAGCAUCGCUGAUUCAUUGAAGACGGCAUCCUUUAAGACACGUGAAGUGGAAACUCAUAGACAGUAGUUCAACAUAUGUUGCAAAAAACAGCUUAAGGUGACUUAGGUAGUGAAUAAAACGUGUAAAGAAAAUCUGGAUCCUUCCUUAAGACUUAGAAUUGCUAGGAUCUAUCUUUCUUAUUUUUGUUUGUGUGGAUGUUGAUCCCAUAUUAUCAAAGAAUUGAAAUGAUUAGUAAGCUAUUUGGAGUUUUGCUUCCUUAAUGGAGUUGGUCAGUUGAGUAAAA
Trifolium pratense (red clover) is the source of this 1256-nucleotide messenger RNA. RefSeq lists its product as uncharacterized. NCBI's taxonomy places the organism in Eukaryota, Viridiplantae, Streptophyta, Magnoliopsida, Fabales, Fabaceae. The record is from RefSeq and is a predicted model, not a curated record. The coding region runs from base 122 to 1039 and encodes 305 amino acids. The transcript has 9 exons.